AUGCAGUUUUCGAGUUCCAGCCAACCAGACGAACUCCAGACUGCUUUACACACGAUCCAAACCCAUCUCGACCACCUGCAUUUACUCCGUACCCGCAAUGCAGAGCUCACCGAGGAAGUCAAAGCGCUAAAGGAACGAGCCAAUUCCGGGGAGGAGACGAGCUGGGAACUGAAGGAAUACAACGAAAAUCUCGAAGCGCAGGUUGAAGAGCUGAAGGCUGAACGUGAUGGGCUUCACGAAAAGCUGCGGAAGAUCAGACGUCUUUCUGGUAUCGCUAUGAUGGUGGACUCUGACGCUUGA
This is a messenger RNA of Talaromyces marneffei, 300 nucleotides long. RefSeq lists its product as uncharacterized. NCBI's taxonomy places the organism in Eukaryota, Fungi, Ascomycota, Eurotiomycetes, Eurotiales, Trichocomaceae. Bases 1 to 300 code for a protein of 99 amino acids. The record is from RefSeq and is a predicted model, not a curated record. The transcript has a single exon.